Molecule: messenger RNA, 351 nt
Organism: Arthroderma uncinatum
Lineage: Eukaryota; Fungi; Ascomycota; Eurotiomycetes; Onygenales; Arthrodermataceae
Exons: 1
Coding region: 1-351 (116 amino acids)
Source: RefSeq, a predicted model, not a curated record
AUGCCCACCGCGUCUGCGCUCUCCAUCUACGCCUUCGCCGCUACAUCCUUCAUCUUCGGGGCCUCAAACCUCCUCUGGCCACUUGCGGCGCUGGAGUCGUUCGGUCUUCCAGCUGCAGCCCUUCCGCCGGUGCAGGGAAACGGAUUGGCGGCCGUGGCCAUGGGGAUAUACUACUCUCUGGCAGCCUACCAGCGCAACCGAGCCUUCAUGGUGCUUACAGUGCCGAUGCGUCUGCUUACGGCGUCCGUCUUCUGGGGGUACGGGGGAGUCUGGAGGCUCGGGGCCUGGUGGGAAGGGGGUGGUGCGGUGCUGACGGCGGCAGCAUUGCUGUGGGAGAGAAGCUACAUAUAA